Molecule: messenger RNA, 3581 nt
Organism: Pygocentrus nattereri (red-bellied piranha)
Lineage: Eukaryota; Metazoa; Chordata; Actinopteri; Characiformes; Serrasalmidae
Gene: ephx4
Product: epoxide hydrolase 4
Exons: 7
Coding region: 229-1338 (369 amino acids)
Molecular function (GO): hydrolase activity
Source: RefSeq, a predicted model, not a curated record
UGUGUGUGUGUGUGUGUGUGUACCUCCCCACCCACACACACACACACACACACACACAGAGGGAUCCUCCCAGCACACACAGGAAAGCGGAGCAGAGCAGAGAGCCUCCAUCAGGGCAGCAUCACCACCAUGCAGGCUCGCAUCCAUCACGACACGCGCUAACAUCCAGCAGAACAGCAACACGAGAGCACGAGCGGACAUCACAGGCGCUCGCGCAGUAAUGUAAAGAUGGCGAGGCUGCUGCACAACUUGCUGCUGCUCUCUGUCUGGCUCGCGCUGAAGCUCAGGCUGCUGGGCUACUGGUCUUUCGUCUACGGCUACUGCGCCCUGUGCACGGCCACCGCACUGCUCAGACUCUGGUGGAACAUCCUGCUGCGACCCUCCAGCACCUUUCAGUGGUCAGUGCGCGAGACGCCACCUUCAUGUCUGAGCGACACGUCCUUGGGAACGCACUGCUACGUGAGGAUAAAGGAGUCUGGACUCAGAUUUCAUUAUGUAGCUGCAGGCGAGAGGGGCAAGCCACUUAUGCUGUUUCUGCAUGGAUUCCCCGAGUUCUGGUUCUCAUGGAGACACCAGCUGAGGGAGUUUAAGAGUGAGUUCCGUGUGGUUGCCGUGGAUAUGAGGGGCUACGGGGAGUCCGACCUGCCCCCCUCCACCGAGUGGUACCGGCUGGACUACCUUGUUACUGAUGUCAAGGACAUUGUGGAGUAUCUGGGAUACAACAGAUGUUUCCUUGUGGGUCAUGACUGGGGAGGGAUCAUCGCAUGGCUCUGCGCCAUUCACUACCCUGAGAUGGUGGCGAAGCUGGUAGUGCUGAACAGCCCUCACCCGUGUGUGUUCACAGAUUAUGCUCUUCGUCACCCCAGUCAGAUGCUCAAGUCUAGCUACUUCUUUUUCUUCCAGCUACCACGUUUCCCAGAGCUUAUGCUUUCCAUCAAUGACUUUAAGGCUCUGAAGAGUUUGUUCACCAGCCGAAGCACAGGGAUUGGACGAAAAGGCCGCUGGCUGACCACAGAAGAGCUGGAGGCUUACCUGUAUGCCCUGUCCCAGCCCGGAGCCCUCACCGCCUCGCUCAACUACUUCAGAAACGUCUUCAGUUUCCUCCCUCUCAGUCAGAGUGAAGUGCGCUCACCUGUGCUGCUUCUGUGGGGAGAGAGAGAUGCUUUUCUGGAGCAGGACAUGUCCGAAGCCUGCCGCCUCUACAUCCGAAACCACUUCCGCCUCAACAUUAUCUCUGGAGCCAGCCACUGGCUGCAGCAGGACCAGCCUGAUAUCGUCAACACACUCAUAUGGACUUUCCUCAAGGAGGGAGAGGGACGCAAAAACUACAGGAACUGAUUUUCUGAAGGGGGGCCUUCAGCCUGCAGAGGGGACCGGGGAUAUGCCUGUGAAAAAAAAAAACACAACCACAACAACAACAACAAGAAGCAUUCAGUGGGCUAUCUCACAGAGAUUUCUCAGUUUGCCAGAUAACCUAGCCAGAGGUCAAGCUUGUUUAAACUACAAUACUUGAUGACAUUGGCAUGAUACAUGAUAUGUUUAUGCUUCGUUUUUUGGAGGUUUGUGAACAAGUUGGAAGGGACAAGAUGCACCAGCAAAACAGUCGUGCCAUGUUUUAAAGAGGCUGUGAAAAACUUUUGUCUUUGUUUAUAAUUGAAUAAUUCCUUGCUGUUGGAAAAAACCUCACAUCUCCAGUUUUGGCCUUUUUUAUUCUUUGACAUGAUUUGAAAAAGGCAGUUCCCCUUUAUCUUGUGUCAAAAGGUGUCAUGAUGAACAGACCAACUAAAGCAGAUCAAAAUGACUUGGAAAUAAAUAUUUCUCCAUUUACUUCUGGAGAACUUAACUACUGAAAGUUAAGAAUGUUCUUCCUUGUCCUGUAAAGUUUCCUUUUUGAAGAUACGAGGUUUUGUUCCUACAGCAGCCGAUUGAAAAAUCCACCCAUCCAUCCAUCCAUCCAUCCAUCCAUCCAUUUUCUAAGCCGCUUCUCCCUCAGGGUUGCGGGGGGGUGCUGGAGCCUAUCCCAGCGGCCAUCGGGCGGACGAUUGAAAAACGUAACUAGUUAAAGGGGAAUUCCACCAAUUUUUCAAAACUUUCUGCAUAAUUCAGUCAUUGCAUGGCUUACAAAAUCAGUUAGAGGAGUUGAUUUGGCUAUGAAAUGGUUCAUUGUGGAGAAAUUUGCUGAAGAGUUCUUUACAGUAGAGGUGAUGGGAACCAGUGAACAUAUUCAUGUCUUCUGUGUUGUUCUACAUAUAAGGAUAAAAGUGUUAAAUCUUUUAAAGUACUAUUUUUCCUGUCCACCAUGAAUGGAUUUAAGAAACUUAUCUUAGGCCAAAACAUUCUCAAAAGUAUUGUAAAACAACAUCAGGCAGUGUAUUCAUAACCAUUUCAUACAAUAACUUUGUCACCUCCGCUGUGAACAAUUCUGGCUCAGUAAGUUUAUCUAGACUGCGCUUAGAUUCAUCUGAAGUCAUAUUACCCCCAUAUAACCCCUGAAGGGUUGUUUAAGUUAUGACAUUUUCAUUAAUUACUUUCAUUCAGUUUUUCAUUUUGGUUUUUCAUUGCAGUUUAGUGUGUUAUUUUUGAGAGUGCAUUAAUAGUUUUAGUUGUGCUUUUAUUCUCUGAAAUGUGACAGUUUUAUGUUAGUCUUUGUUUAGUUUCAGUUUCAGUUUCAGUUUUAUUUGUUAGAAUUAUGAUGAAUGCUGUGAUAGCAGGUACUUGAUCAGAGCUCAGUAGACUGAGCUGGGCUCCAGCUUUCCCUAAAGACAACCGAACACAGAAAAGUUCAUCGUCCCCUUCCUCAUUCAUUUUACAGUUGAGUUUUUAGUUUGGUUAUAGUUUUAGUUCAUUAUAAUAACCCUGCCUGUAUUACAAUGGGGACUUUUCGGUUUUUGACAAGCCUCUACUUUUGGAUGAAGUGAUCUGGCUUACUGAGAAAUCCUGCUUGGUGAAAUGCCACCCUGGUUAACGCAAGCAUCCUUUUGAAUUUGACACAUCUCAGAUAACCUAACAAAACACAAGAACAAAGCCUAGAGGAGAAGCACAUUCUAAUAGAAGAGGCUAAAUAGAGAGUAGCGCGUUUUGAUCAAUUUUUCUCCAGUUUGCACAUGACAUUCGCCUUAAAAGUCUGUUGGUGACAACAUUUGUAAGUAAGUGUGUGGCAAAAUCUCCUUGUGAGUGCGUUGUAUUGUGUGGUGCCUUUUGACUUAAAAUUGUACCAUUUUGCGACAUAAAAAGAUGUGCCAUGUCUGUGGAAGUUGAGCUGUGGGGUCGCUACUCUUUAAUCCAGACAAAUCUGCUGGGACUAGAAUCCCUCUAUUUCUCUUUCAGGUAGUGUUGUCUUUAUGGAUAAAUAUUGAAAAUAUUUGAAAAUAUUGUUCCUCUCCUUUUUUUGUAUUUUUUGACAAUACUUGGCGCAGAAAUUUGAGAAUGUCAUUAUUUUGAUCCUCCUGUAAGAUAAAAAUGAAAGUGAUGUUUAAAUAUUGUACUUUUUUGUAUCUCUUCCUUACACGCUGCAUAUAAACAGGUCACUAAACCAGCUCUGCACCAUUUUGGUUUUAUAAGCAAAUAAAUGAUAGCCAGAA